CUAGGCUUGACCUAGUCGUCGACUCGGACCUGUCAGAGUCAAGGCAGCCGCGUAGACCACUCCUGAGACAGGGCGGGAGAACAUCGUUUGUCCUAGAGUUUUGCUAGCAUCUUUUUCAAAGUGAUCUUAACUUGCUCUUUAUGUCAGAACUCCCUGGACUUCUGACCUUUCACUACAGAAACUUGUGAUCUACAGUUGCCAGAGACGUAAACACACUUUAGGGUAUCAUCUACAUUAAACCCAGAGCUCUUCUCUGCUUGCUCUAAAAUGCUGAGGUACUGGGGAGAGAUCCCAAUACCAUCAGGACAGACCAACAGAAGUUCCUUUGAUCUGCUGCCUCGGGAGUUCCGUCUGGUGGAAGUCCAUGACCCACCCCUGCACCAGCCCUCAGCCAACAAGCCGAAGCCCCCCACGAUGCUGGACAUCCCCUCAGAGCCCUGCAGCCUCACCAUCCAUACCAUCCAGCUGAUCCAGCACAACCGACGUCUGCGCAGCCUUAUUGCCACAGCUCAGACCCAGAGUCAGCAGCAGAGCGAGGGUGUAAAGGCUGAAGAGAGUGAACCGCUUCCCUCCUGCCCGGGCUCACCUCCUCUCCCUGAUGACCUCCAGCCUUUAGAUUGUAAAAAUCCCAAUGCGCCAUUUCAGAUCCGGCACAGUGACCCAGAGAGUGACUUUUACCGUGGGAAAGGAGAGCCGGUAACCGAGCUGAGCUGGCACUCCUGUCGGCAGCUCCUCUACCAAGCAGUCGCCACGAUCCUGGCCCACGCAGGCUUCGAGUGUGCUAAUGAAAGUGUCCUGGAGACCCUGACUGACGUAGCACAUGAGUACUGCCUCAAGUUCACCAAGCUGCUGCGCUUUGCGGUCGAUCGGGAGGCCCUGCUGGGACAGACGCCUUUCCCUGAUGUAAUGGAACAGGUGUUCCAUGAAGUGGGGAUUGGCAGCGUGCUCUCCCUCCAGAAGUUCUGGCAGCACCGCAUCAAGGACUAUCACACUUACAUGCUACAGAUUAGUAAGCAGCUCUCUGAAGAAUACGAAAGGAUCGUGAAUCCCGAGAAGGCCACAGAAGACACUAAGCCUGUGAAGAUCAAGGAGGAGCCCGUGAGUGACAUCACGUUUCCUGUCAGCGAGGAGCUGGAGGCUGACCUUGCUUCCGGAGACCAGUCCUUACCCAUCGGGGUCCUCGGGGCUCAGAGCGAGCGCUUCCCAUCCAACCUGGAGGUGGAGGCUUCGCCACAGGCUUCAAGUGCAGAGGUAAAUGCUUCUCCUCUCUGGAACCUGGCUCAUGUGAAAAUGGAGCCUCAAGAAAGUGAAGAAGGCAAUGUGUCUGCACAUGGCGUGCUGGGCAGUGAUGUCUUUGAGGAACCAAUGUCAGGCAUGAGUGAAGCUGGAAUCCCUCAGAGCCCUGAGGACUCAGACAGCAGCUAUGGUUCCCACUCCACUGAUAGCCUCAUGGGGUCAUCCCCUGUUUUCAAUCAGCGCUGCAAGAAGAGGAUGAGGAAGAUUUAACUGCAGAAGGACAUUUUCAAUCCAGACCUACAAGAGCCAGCAGAAAGCCUUGAUGUUUAAAUCGUUUUCAUAAGUAGUAAUUAGAUUCUCAAAUGAAAGGCUUUCCUAAUUUCAGAGAAACAGUUCAGAGGAGCAUUUCACUUUGGCACCGCUUUUGUACUUUUUCAGAACAACUAAGCCACUGUCCACAAAUGGACUGUGAUACUGGCCUGGUAAUCAGACCAAAGUACUGUCCCCAGCUGGUCUUACUGUGGGACAGCACACAUCCCAGCUCCUCCCAGCUAUGCCUCUGGCACACUUGAAAAGAAUCAUGCCACUUUGAUGUUCCUUGCAGAGGUGGGAUGCUGAGGUACUUUGUUUAAAUGUCAAAGCUUGCAUAUAUUCACGUAAAUAUAUGCUACGAUAGAAGUCA
This is a messenger RNA of Rattus norvegicus (Norway rat), 1918 nucleotides long. It is a transcript of the gene Supt7l, whose product is annotated as SPT7 like, STAGA complex subunit gamma. Bases 268 to 1506 code for a protein of 412 amino acids. The transcript is spliced from 5 exons. NCBI's taxonomy places the organism in Eukaryota, Metazoa, Chordata, Mammalia, Rodentia, Muridae. Gene Ontology annotation, cellular component: nucleus; SAGA complex. Gene Ontology annotation, molecular function: protein heterodimerization activity. Gene Ontology annotation, biological process: positive regulation of DNA-templated transcription. The record is from RefSeq and is marked provisional.